Molecule: messenger RNA, 6270 nt
Organism: Nothobranchius furzeri (turquoise killifish)
Lineage: Eukaryota; Metazoa; Chordata; Actinopteri; Cyprinodontiformes; Nothobranchiidae
Gene: nisch
Product: nischarin
Cellular component (GO): cytoplasm
Molecular function (GO): integrin binding; phosphatidylinositol binding
Source: RefSeq, a predicted model, not a curated record
UCGCUCUGAGAGACGGCUUCGCCUGCACACCGGAUCUCCAGGAGUGUCCAUGUUCCAGGGUGCAAAGACUAAACAAUAGACUAACCCAAACCCAACAACACCCUCAGACAGAAACUGGUCCGUUCUAAAGACAAAACACCCAAACAGAAGCUCAGUGGCGUCGUUUAUGCAAUCCAGUGUAGUGAGGACUGUCCAGAUGUUUACAUUGGGGAAACUAAACAACAAUUACACAAGAGCAUGGCACAACACUGGAGAGCCACUCUUCAGAUCAACACGCUGCAGUCCACCUACACCUGAAGGACAAGGGACACAUUCUGGACAGAGAAGAUAGAUGGUGUGAGAGAGGAGAAAAAGAAGCUAUCUAUGUCAAACAUGAAAACCCUACUUUAAAUAGGGGUGGGGCUUAGAUUUCACCUUUCCAGUACCUAUAAUGCAGCUUUGGACUUCAUACCUAAGCAGCUUCAGUCUAGGUCACAUCUUCCUGCAUCUAAUUAACAAAACGACUCAUCGGGGUAGAGAGGAGGGGUACUCAGAGUAGUUUCUGCUCGUUAAAUAACAGACAGCUACAGCAUAUAAGCUUGACUCUCCCAGAUUCCAGGCUGAACUGAUAAAGCUCCCCGGAUGAGAAGUGAAACGUCUUCCAAGAAACCAAAGGAGUCCAGCUGCCUUCAUCUGAACCCAUUGGAUUACCAUGACCUGUAUGACUUCGAACCUUCGCCAGCAUGUCAGGCUUCCUGCUUGUCAAGCAGAUAAUAAAGUUUAUUUUGAAACAGUCAUCAUGACAAACAUGGCGACGGAAGGAGGAGACUCGUGGAUAUCCUGUGACGUCGUUUUAAAGAAGAGUUUGUUUACAUUGUAGUUUGUUGGUAUUUCAUGUCGCGAUGAUGGAAUCGGGUCCGUUUCCAGAGGAGGUUCCGGAGAGGAGGGUGUGUGUGGUCGGUUCGGAGCUGGUAGAAAACUACACGGUUUAUGUGAUGGAUGUGACAGAUGGACACCACAGAUGGACGGUGAAGCAUCGCUACAGCGACUUUUAUGAGCUCCAUGAGAAGCUGACUGUAGAGAAAAAGGUUGACCGUCAGCUCCUUCCUCCUAAGAAGAUUUUGGGAAAGAACUCGAGGUCUUUGGUGGAGCGGCGUCAGAAGGAACUGGAGCUCUACUUACAGAUGCUGCUUCAACAGUUUCCAGAGGCCAUGCCCACUGCACUCAACGUUUUCCUGCACUUUCACCUCUAUGAGAUUAAUGGCAUCACGGCAGCGCUGGCAGAGGAGCUGUUCCAUAAAGGAGAACAACUGCUACAGGCGGGCGAGGUGUUUUCUCUUCAUCCGCUGCAGCUUUACUCCAUCUCACAGCAGCUCCGCCUCGCCAAUCCCACCUGCUUCAAUGGAGACGCCAAAACCGACCUGGGACACAUCCUGGACUUCACCUGCAGGCUGCGCUACCUUAAGAUUUUUGGGACCAGAGGUCCAGUGGGAACCAGUAAUAUCCAGGAGAGCAGUCUGCCCUUUGACCUGUCCAUCUUUAAAUCACUGUUGCAAUUAGAGAUCAGCGACUGCAACUCUCGGCAGAUCUUGGGUCUGCCAACUCUCAGGUCCAGUCUGGCCACCAUGAGCAUUCAUCGCUCUACAGAAUCCAUGAUGGUGGUCCUGGUGCCGGAGGCUAGUGAGUUUUCCCAGUGGGAGCCCGAGGGUGUGGAGUCUAGGUGUCCUGUCACAGCGGUCAUUCCCAUGUGGACAAACCUGACUACUCUGGACCUAAGCCAUAACUGCAUCAGCAACAUUGACAACUCCGUGAAGCUAAUCUCUAAAGUGGAGUUUUUGGAUCUGAGCUACAACCAUCUUUCCUUGGUCGAGAACCUUCAGCAUCUGUACAACCUGGUCCAUGUGGAUCUGUCCUACAACAGCCUAAAAGCUCUGAAUGCUGCUCACACCUGUCUGGGGAACAUUAAAACCUUGAGCCUGGCUGGGAACCAGCUGGAGAGACUUAGUGGCCUCUCAAAGCUCUACUCUCUAGUCAACCUAGACCUCAGCCACAACCAGGUGGCCCAGCUGGAAGAAAUCAAGAAUAUUGGAUCUUUACCCUGUUUGGAGAUACUGAACCUUUCCAGUAACCCUGUAUGCAUCAUUCCAGACUACAGAACAAAGGUUUUGACACAGUUCGGAGACCGGGCUGCAGAGAUUUGUCUGGACUUUAAGGUGACUACAGAGAAGGAGCUGGACACAGUGGAGGUGUUGAAAGCCAUCCAGAAAGCUAAAGAAGCUAAAGACCGGAUGAGCAGCAGUGAGACAAAGGCUAGUGAGGCGACCAGACUUUCUGCUACUCUUCCUGUCACCUCCUCCUCCCCCAGCCCGGCCCAGCAGGCUGCCUGCCCCAGCCAAGACGUAACACGCAGAGAAGAGGCCACAGUCCCCUCCAUUGUCCUCCUUUCUGUGGACAAUCCCCAACCCUCUACAGCUGACCCCAUUCAGGUAGAACAAGCUUUGCCACACUGUGGAGACCCAACAAGCAGCUCUUCUUUUUCUGCUGUCUGGCCACUUGAAGCUCCCUGUGCUGCCUGCAGCGCCCCCUGGUGUCCUCUCCUUCCAAUUCAUCUGUUCUCUUUGUUCUCUGACAAAGACUUCAUUACCAAGCUCUCCCAACUGCUCAGCUUAGCCUUGAAAGAAAAGAAGAAAAAGGAGUUGGAGAGGAAGGCUGAAUCCAAAGAGGCUCAGUUUUAUGUCUGUAGCACGGAUGUGGGCGGUCACAGUCCGAGCUCCAAGGAUGGGUAUUUUGAGAUGGGCCUGGAUGAUUCAUUGGAAGAGCCAGUCUGCUCCUCCCCGUCCUUGGUCAAUGCUCAUGUUGCUGAGGAGGACCUCCUGGAGGAGGUUCUUGUCCGCAGAGUUAUGUGGUGCUGCUGUGUCUGGGUAGAUGAAGAGGUGAAGCAAGGGGAGGCAUGUCUGGUGCUAACAGACCGACUCUUAGGACUAUUGACAUGGUCACAUGACCCUAUGUCGACCAGUCAGGAAAGAGACCUGGACCAGAUUCCAUCAAUGGAGAAGGUCCUGUCAGGCCUUCACGUGGACCUCCUGGUACCGUACUCCCAGCUCCUGCUGUCCUCCCAAGUUGACCUUCCUUACUCCUGUCUCUUCUUCGGGCUUAGAGCCAACCUCACCUGCCGGUACUGGUACAUCUUCUCUGAGGCAGAGGAGCUCCGACAGACUAAAACUGAGCUGAAGGCUCUUCUCCAGGCGUCGGACCUACAGAACAUUCCAGAAGCCCUGGCUGCUCCUCAGCUCCUACCUCCUUCGCUCAUCAGCUCCUGGGAGCAGGAGGAGAAUCUGGCAGCCCAGGGAGGCUAUCCUUCUCACAUCAUCUGCUGUUCCUCCUCAGACACCUCCUCCCUGCCCUCUGAUGUGGUUUCUGAGGAUCCCCACCUUCUUUCGCUCCUUUUCCUCACCCACAGACAUCUUUGGGUCCUCAGGAUGGACUUCAGAGACCUGGCUGUCCAUCAGUCCUCCUCCUCUUCUUCCUGGGCCAAGUUGGUUCGUGUUCCCCUUGGCUCUGUGGUUCUUCAUCCCAGAGACCGAGAUGCUCAGAUGGGGGACUGGACCAACCUCAGGUCCUGUUCUGACCCACAGCAUCAUCUCAGGAUUCAUCACUCAGUGGAGCUGCUCCUCGGGGCUCAUCGGCUGCUUCUGCUCUUCCUUCUGGCCCAGGAUAAGACCUCCUUCCUGGACAGUCUCUACCAGAGGAGAGCCUCUAUGGAUGGUCUGAAGAUGGUGGCACUGCCCCAGUUGUGCAGGUCUGGAUCCCACAAAGCUGCACCAGGUGUAUUCAAAUCAAGAGACGAGUGCUGCUGCUGCAACAGGAAGUCCAGGUGCUGCAGCUGGGACUCAUCUGGGUCUAAACUCAAAACUGAGGGGAACCAACUAUCCCAUCACCUGGUGCCGGGACUGUCUCCAGGACUGAAGCUCCUGGCUGGGCUCAAACAACAGCAGCUGCUGACCUACUUCCAUAGAUAUGUAGCUGUGUCCCACCCGGAGGAGCUGAGACACGUCUUAUGGCUUUCUGUGGUUCUGUAUAAAUCUCCAGAAACCGAACUUACCUGCUGUCUGCUUCUGUCCAACGACUCCAUCUACUUCCUGUUGGAGGACUUGCCCACGAGUCAUUGCUCAGCGUUGGAAGUCUCAGACUCUAAAGAACUGGAGGACGUGAGUCUGUGCUGCUGCCUGUCCUUCAGACUGUCUGACCUACUGGCAGUCAACGUGGGGCUGUUUGACCAAUAUUUUAGACUCGUAGGACACUCAGCAGAUCACAUUGUGUGCUGCCUCAGCAGGGACAGCUAUGCGACAGGCAUCUUUCUACAGGAGCUGAUGUCUGCUCUUAGUCUGCACCAGCAGCAGCUUCCACCUCCAGAACCAUCAGAUCAAGACUUCUACUCCCAGUUCACCAACACCAACACAAGUAAGAUGCAGAACUACGAGCUAAUCCACAGCAGCAAGGUGAAGUUUAUCUAUCCCAGUGAGGAGGAGAUGGAAGACCUGACCUUCAUUGUGGCAGACAGGAAGAAUUCAGCACCCCCCUCCUCCUGUAAUAUCCUGCUCUAUUUGCUGGUGUUUCAGGUUCAGAUCCCUAGCCAAAGUUGUGUUCUCUCAGGCCCGUCCAGUUCUGGCUCUACCCCAUCUCCUGUUCUUCAGCCCCGGACUCUGAUCCUCACCAGCACUGACGUGUUACUGUUGGAUGAGGACUACGUCAGCUAUCCACUACCAGACUUAGCUAAAGAACCUCCAUCCAGUCAGCCACCAGUUCCCUGCCAGAUUAUUGAAAGCCCACGCAAGUAAAUCUUCCAGCCAUUCACCCUGCCUGAUCUCAGCCUCCGGACCUCGUUUUUCUCAUGAUCCCUGUCUUGAACUCUGCCUGCCAUCACGACCCUCGCCUGUCUUCUACCACGUCUCCAGCCUGCUCCCUGUACCUGCUUGUGCCGAUCUGGUUUUGACUCACGCCUGCCCUCCGACUCUGUCUCCUGCCUCGCCCUCCUCGGGUAACUCCUCAUCCAAGUAAAGACUUUUAAGGAACUUUACUGUGUUUGGCGUCAUUACGGGUUUUGUGAGUUCGUGACACUACCUUCUCCAAGAUGGAGAGUCCAUGAUCUCAAUUUAACACAGCUAUUCAUAUAAAGCCUCAAAAAGUAUUACUUUAGCAUCAAAGCAUUACUUUAAAAGUGAAAGAAUAAAAUUAAUGUCUUAAAACUGAACAGUUUUACCAUUAGCAUGAAUUUUAACUGGAGAAUCAAAAAUUGGCAGAGGUUUAACAUAAAAAAACACAAAACAAGCAGUUAGGUUUGUAACUGAUAAGAUUUUAACUUAGAGCACAUUGAUUUCUAAUGGUGAACAAAUCUAAACACCUUUUAACUGUGGAUCAGGGUCUUGAUAAAGACUAAAUUCUGCAAUGUUCCAGAACAUGCCCUGAGAAGGUUUUACAAGCCUUCAAACCUUGGGGGAGAGUCGGGGCUUGGCAGGUUGACAUGGGCCCAACCAAGUCCUGAUAAUGUCUGUCUUUUCGAUUGCUUAAGGAGGGAAACUAACAAGUCACUUGGUAAAAUUUACGUUCCUGGGAGAAAAUGUAGGAGUUAACCAGAUGUUCGAACUGCGGUCCAGUUUCAAAGUCCUCUUUUUGUUUUCUUCUGCUAAAUGUGAGAGGAAAAACUUUGUGAAAAUAGUUAUGUUCUCCUUCGUGUGAAUACAAACAAAGUUAAUCAGAGGAUAUAAAAUGUGGAUUUCCGCUACAGUCCUGUUCCAAUUUUUGUUUUGCCUAUUCUGCAAAUUCCGUGUGCCGAACUGGGUCAUCCUCAUUGAGAUGCUGCAGUAGCUGGAGUUUGUAAGGGUGUUAUUUGUGAGUAGCUAAUAUCAGCCGAAGGGAUGUUGAACUAAUGCCACUCUCCAGUGACAUGUGGCAAGUGCUACCCUGUGGGCUUUUGCUGAAUGAAGCUAGGACAGCCGCUGAUAUUUCUUCAUUAGUGACCGUUUUCAUGCGUCCACAUUUUGGCAAAUCCAACACUGAACCUGUUUCACGAAAAUGAGCAAGCAGUUUGCUAACUGUACCAUGGGAGAUGGGUGGUCUCGUAGGGUGUCUUGCAUUGAAAUCUGCUGCAAUGACUUGGUUACUGCGUUCACCAGAUAUCAACACAAUUUCGAUCUGCUUCCUCACGUGUUAACCUCAUCGACAUGUCAGUGGCUGUGAACAAAGAGAAACUUGUAAAUAACUCACGAAAGAAUAAAAUUACAUUCAAACCAA